CCACGGUUCAUCCUCGACGUUCUCCCAAUACAAAUACCCUUCGUGUUCGUUAUGUUUUAAAAAUAAAUGUGAGAGAAAAACUGCCUUAUACACAACUACAGAUAAGACUAGAAGGAGAUGAACGUGUGAAGUCAUUUAAUUCUGUACAGACGAUUCAUUUUCAACCCUUUUUCACAUCAAAGUUUUGAGUUUCUCUCAAACUUAUCCAAUGGAAACGAGCAGAGUGAAUUUAGUUUAAACUCGUGAAGUUAAACCAGAGACAUCAACCUUAAAUAAAAUCAAUUCGUGGAGUACUUAUACAAUUCUUUGGGGAGUACGAACUCCAAAUAUGUCGAAUCCGUGAUAUCAAGCCAGGAAAGCAUUGCUCAAAAAUGCAUAAAACCAACAACUUUGGAAGUCACGUGGUCACACACGGUCCCGACGCCAAGAUGAAAUGUGAGGUUUGCGGCAAAAUUUCCAAAAACAGACUCGCCUUAUCUUGCCACAUGUGGAAUCUCCACUCGGACCGGAAGCGGCCCAGUUGUGACACUUGUGGCCGGGUGUUUGCCAACCUUACAAAUUUACGGCGACAUAUUAACACCGCCCACGGCACGAAGGAACGACCCCGUUUACCAUGUACGUUUCCCGGUUGUGAAAAAACCUAUCUAAGCAAACAACACAUUUCGGAACACGUGAAGACUGAACAUUCCCAUAAUCCGGUCCGAAUCCCGUGCACACUUUGCGGAAAAGAAUUCAAAACCCGAAAAGAACUUGAGCAACACAUUUCCACCCACACGACUGAGAAACCUUUCAAGUGUGCCACGUGUGGGAGGAGUUUCGCCCAAAUAGGAAAAAUGAAACGUCACGAGGUGACGCAUUUGGAAACCUCUGCACGAGACGUGUCCAAGUGGAAUAAAGAGCAGAAGAUCCAUUCCUGCGACAAGUGCGAGUACAGGAGCCACUCGAAAUGCAAUUUUGUAGAACACACAAGGCGGCACAAGCCUGCUAAGCAUGGGUGUUACUUCUGUGGAAAGAGGUUUGUCGCUUUUAAAGAUUUGGUGCGACACUCGAGUAGCAUGCACACCUUGGAAAGUAGGGAAUUUGGUUGAUUUGUAUUUUUUGGUUGGGUUAGAUUUACUGGGGUAAACUUUAAAAUGUUGUGAAUAAUAUUUAACAAGUUUUACAAUAAUUAUCAAAUACCUGUUCCUAU
Messenger RNA from Folsomia candida, 1189 nucleotides. RefSeq names its product gastrula zinc finger protein XlCGF57.1-like. Gene Ontology annotation, molecular function: DNA-binding transcription activator activity, RNA polymerase II-specific; RNA polymerase II cis-regulatory region sequence-specific DNA binding. Gene Ontology annotation, biological process: regulation of transcription by RNA polymerase II. NCBI's taxonomy places the organism in Eukaryota, Metazoa, Arthropoda, Collembola, Entomobryomorpha, Isotomidae. The record is from RefSeq and is a predicted model, not a curated record. The transcript has 3 exons. Gene Ontology annotation, cellular component: nucleus. Bases 372 to 1088 code for a protein of 238 amino acids.